UCGAGGAUCAAUCAUUUCAAUCUGGAGUUGCUCACCGACCAACUCCGUCCAGGCAUAGCUGGCAUCCCUCCGAUGUGAUGAGCGUGUUGCAGUCUGCCCCAGAGUUAGUGUAGUCUCGGCUAGCGAAGGAAAGUGACACUUGCGAAGUCGUGUGUAUCCACAGAAAAGGAGAAAGGAUGAUACGGUGUACGAUCACGAGGAUAUUACUUUUGGCGCUGGUGAUGGCUGUCCAUGCCGCCGAAGAGAAUGUUGAAGAGGAAGCGGAGAUGCUACCUGUGGCGCGGGCAAUUCGCCAGAUAAGCUUCCCAGGCGCUUCUCAAGGGCGUCCUCAAGGAGGUCGACCACAGGGAGGCGGUGGCUGCAAUUGCCAGCCCAUUAUCACCUGCGCUUCUGAACUCCGCCAGAUUACGCAGGGAUGCUCGAUUCCAGGUACGGGCGCUCCUGGGGUCUGCUGCCCGACCAGUUUCCUCGCAGCAUCAUCGCCGCCGCAGGGCCGAGGAGAUGAACGCAUCUUCAGGGCAGCCAGCAAGAAUGUGAAUAUGGGCCCACUCGAUCCGAACAUGGUGAACGCCGCUUGUCAGAAAGGCGCUAAUGCUGUUAACCAGAUCAGGAAUAUUGAAAAUAACCUUGCUAGGAAUAAUAUGGUGCUGCAGUCCGGAACCCCCGCCGAGGGACACCUGCGCGUCUUCGACAUCAGCAGAGGUGCUCGUCAGAUGCAUACAAAUGCACUCGCCAUUGCUAUGGCCUCAAAGAACAUGAUGCAAGAUUUCCAGCUCUCGAAAGAUCAGGGUGGACAUGGUUUAAGGAAUCUCAACGUAAGAAGCACGGUGCUAAGUGACAGGUGCCCGCAAAACCCAGACUGCAGAGGAAUUAACCCAAAGUACCGCACUGUAGAUGGCUCGUGUAACAAUCAAGCCAAUCCGGUGUGGGGGAAGAGUAACACUCCGGUUCAGCGUAUCCUCCCUCCUACUUAUAGUGAUGGUGUUCGUGAGCCUCGUGUGCAGGGCGUGAACGGUAGCCCUUUACCUAAUGUGAGAGCUCUCUCUGGAAAUGUCUUGGUUGAUGUCGACAACCCUGACCAGCAAUUCACCUCCUCCGUCAUGCAGUGGGCGCAGUUUCUAGACCAUGACUUCGCCCACGUUCCCUUCCCCGACAUGGAAAAUGGUCAAGGUAUUGAAUGCUGUCCAAAUGGCCAGGAGGCAACAGGCAAUGCUCGACAUCCGGAAUGUUGGCCUAUUAACACUGCUGGAGAUGCUUUCUAUGGACCUCGCGGGAGAUCUUGCAUGAACUUCAUCCGAAGCAUGGUGGCUAUCGGUCCUGAGUGUCGCUUUGGAUAUGCAGAACAGCUCAACCAACUUACGCACUGGAUUGAUGGUUCAAACGUCUAUGGUUCAGACGUCGAAGAACAACGUGAAGUCAGAGCUUUCCGCGAUGGAUUGUUGAAAACUUCUGGCAAUAACAUGCUGCCUUUUGAGGAGUCAAGAGGAGCAAACUGUCUAGGAACAGGACGAGGAGUUCGAUGCUUCACAGCUGGUGACAGUCGUGUGAACGAGCAACCUGGCUUGACUGCUAUUCAUACUAUCUGGAUGCGUGAACACAAUCGCGUUGCUCGCCAACUAAAGGCUCUCAACCCAUCGUGGAAUGAUGAAACUGUGUUCCAAGAGGCUAGAAGGUUUGUGGUGGCAGAGAUGCAGCAUAUCACAUACAACGAAUGGCUACCCAUUAUCGUCGGUCCAGCUUUCAUGCAAUCGUUUGGCAUCAAUGUGCGAACAAACGGCUUCAGCUUUGACUAUAAUCCCAACUUCAAUCCCAAUAUGAACAACGAAUUUGCCACCGCCGCCUUCCGUUUUGGCCACACUCUGGUAAAUGGAAAUCUUAGGCUCUUUGGCCCUGACGGAAGUGUGAGCACCAUCCAGCUCCGCGACCACUUCCGGUCUCCCCAUCUCAUCCAGCAGCCAGGUAUGCUGGACGCCAUUACACGUAGCUUCAUGCAGCUGCCAAUCCAGAAAUUCGACAGUUUCAUUACGCAAGAUUUGUCCAACCAUCUGUUCCAGACGCCCAGAGUAAACUUCGGAAUGGAUCUGAUGAGUCUGAACAUCCAUCGCGGCCGUGACCACGCCAUUGCUACGUACAAUGACAUGCGCCAGAUCUGCGGCCUCCGACGGGCAACAUCAUUCGAAGAUCUUACAGAUCAGAUCCCUGGCGGAAUUGUCCAGAACCUUCGCCGUGUUUACCAGCAUGUAGAUGACAUCGACUUCUUCGUGGGUGGCAUAGCCGAGCGGCCUGUGUCAGGCGGGCUCCUUGGCUGGACCUUCCUGUGUGUGGUUGGUGACCAAUUCGCCAGACUGAAGAAAGGAGACCGAUACUUCUAUGAUCUCGGGGGACAACCCGGCUCGUUCUCUGAACCUCAACUGCAGGAGAUUCGGCGGGCUUCCUGGGCGAGAGUCCUUUGUGAUAAUUCGGAUAACAUCCAAGCCGUCCAGCCCCUUGCCUUCCAGCUGACCGGAAGUCAAUUCAAUCAGCCUGCUGACUGCCGCGGGCCAAUAAUCCCAAGACCCAACCUUCAAUUGUGGCGAGGCGAGCGCGUGGGAUAAGGAAUAAAGUAAAUUAUUUGAAACGUUGCCUGCGACACACUCAGCAUUGCGGCAUUUUCAUCUCGAUUCAUCUCGAGAACAUCGUGGGUUUCUGGAUUAUAAGCGAUAUUUGUAAACCAUUAUUGUUAUCAGUACUUUUAAAUAAUUCACCAAUGAAUAAGAAAAUAUAUCUAAAAUGGAAAUAAACAGUACAUAACAA
This is a messenger RNA of Penaeus vannamei (Pacific white shrimp), 2793 nucleotides long. RefSeq names its product chorion peroxidase. Gene Ontology annotation, biological process: response to oxidative stress. Gene Ontology annotation, molecular function: peroxidase activity; heme binding. The record is from RefSeq and is a predicted model, not a curated record. Lineage: Eukaryota; Metazoa; Arthropoda; Malacostraca; Decapoda; Penaeidae.